AUGGGCGUGGCGGCCUGCGGCAAGGAGUGCAUGGGGCAGUGCAUCACACCGGUGCCCCUCCGCUUUCAGAGCUUGUCGAGCCGCAGGAAGCGGAAGACCGACGAAGAUGACGAUGAAGCGGAGGAAAAGCCCAAGCCCAUAGACGAAUUGAGGCACUCCAAGAUCAAGGAACACGCCAAGCGUGAAGCACAUCUGUUGAAGCGGAUCAAGAGAAUCUCGGCCACGCCAGCUGACUUUCCCGACCUGGUGCAGAGGCCCAUCAACCCCUUGGCCGGUCUGCGCUCGCUGAGCCUUGCUGGCGUGGUCCACCUCAUACAGAAGGGCAAAUGCGCCAACAUCAUCGUCAUGUGCGGGGCUGGCAUCUCGGUCUCCGCGGGCAUUCCCGACUUCAGGACCCCAGGGACGGGUCUCUACUACAAUCUGCAGCGCUUCAACUUGCCCACGCCCGCCUCCAUUUUCGACAUUGACUACUUUGUGGAGAACCCUGAGCCGUUCUACACGCUGGCCAAGGAACUCUACCCCGGCAGCUACAAGCCCACUGUCGUGCACCACUUCAUUCGGCUUCUCGCCGACAAGGGGCUCCUCCUCCGAAACUACACACAGAACAUCGAUGGCCUGGAGCGCAUCGCCGGCGUGCCGGUGGAGAAGGUGGUGGAGGCCCAUGGCUCCUUUUUCGGGGCGCAUUGUAUCAAGUGCGAGAAAGUGCACGACCCGGCCGAGAUUCGAGAUGUUCUCACCACCGACGGCUCCCCGAUCUGUGAUGAGUGCGACGGCUUCGUGAAGCCCGACGUCGUGUUCUUUGGCGAACCACUCCCUCCACGCUUCCACACUCUGGCAGAGCGGGAUUUUGAGAAGUGCGAUCUGUUGGUCGUGCUGGGUACCAGCCUGCAAGUGCAGCCCUUCUCCAAACUCAUCGACAAGGUGCCCUCGACGGUGCCGCGGCUCCUCAUCAACAGACAGGAGGUGGGCAAGAAGCACGACGACACCGACGGCAAGAAGGGCGGGUUCCGAUUCAGAGAAUGCGAUAACGCGAGAGACAUUGAGUUCCUGGGUGACUGCGACAUGGGCAUUGGAAUUCUGGCGGAGCUCCUCGGGUGGAAGGAGGAGUUGGCCGCCCUCGCGAGCGUACCCCCGGUCGAUCCUUUCCACAGCUGA
Messenger RNA from Acanthamoeba castellanii str. Neff, 1155 nucleotides. Its product is annotated as sitruin, putative. The record is from RefSeq and is a predicted model, not a curated record. Gene Ontology annotation, molecular function: NAD+ binding. The coding region runs from base 1 to 1155 and encodes 384 amino acids. The transcript has 12 exons. Lineage: Eukaryota; Discosea; Longamoebia; Acanthamoebidae.